Molecule: messenger RNA, 3054 nt
Organism: Naegleria fowleri
Lineage: Eukaryota; Heterolobosea; Eutetramitea; Acrasida; Naegleriidae
Exons: 1
Coding region: 1-3054 (1017 amino acids)
Biological process (GO): activation of GTPase activity; signal transduction
Molecular function (GO): GTPase activator activity
Source: RefSeq, a predicted model, not a curated record
AUGAGAAGCUUCUCCUUCAAAUCCAACAACACACGAAAGAUUUCAGUACAGCUGAAUCCCACUCGCACCGAAGAAUACACACUCUCUCUGGAUCAACCCAUUGAUGAUCUCCUAAAAGAAAUUGCCACACGACACAAUCUCGGAUCAUCCGUAUCAUCCUCAUCCUCUCUCAUCAAAGCACCCACCACACAAAAUUGCGAACUUCACGUCACUAACUUUAAAUCUCGUAAAGUUGUGUGGGGUACUUUGGUGAAGAAUUUACUCAAAGAACAAUAUCAAGUCACUCUCGAACCUCCUUUCUAUUUGAAUAAUUCAUCGGAGACGCCAUCCUCCUCACAAACGUCCUUGACUUCUCCAGGUCGUUCCGGAAGUGUGGCUGCUGUCAACAAAACAUCACCUGGUAAUUCCUAUUCUUCCUCAAACUCGAGUAAUAAUGCUGGUGCUGUUCCCAUCAAUGCCAACUUGUCAAAUAUUCUUCUUGCCGCGAAUGAGCAACAACAACAACAAUCCACAAGUACUUCAUCAUCCACUGCUAAAAAUGUUUCGGAUUCAGUCGAUCAAUUGGUCGAUGAAAUUACACUCUCUCCAAAGAAGAAAGAAGGAACAUCAUCUUCCACCGUUUCAACAACAACAACAACAACAACAGAAAACAAUUCAUCACUAGUAGUACCUUCACCCAUACAAACAUCCACCACCGAAAAACCCAAAGUUGGACUUCACUUGUUGUUGAAUAAAUUGGCCAAUAAGGAGACAACGAACACGGCACCAAGUACUCUCGAUCCUGCCACUGCCAGAGGAAUGAGUAUCAUGAGAAUUUCAACAAGUUCUCCAAUUUUAUUUGGUGGUUUGUUGGAGAAUCACUUCCCGAAUGGAACUUCAAUUUCUGUGAGUAGUAUUCCACCUAUUCUUGAGAAAAUGCUCUCCUAUUUGAAACAAGACAGAAUUCAGAGAACUCCGGGAAUUUUCAGAUUGACUGGAUCGGCUGUCGAAAAGGAAAGAUUUAUUCAAAUGUUAAAUGAGGCUCAAUCAAAAGGCGGAGAUUUGACACCUGUCGUUUUUCCAAACUCGAUUGAUCCAAAUGUGGUGUGUAAUUUAUUGGUGGAAUAUUUUAACAAGUUGGAUCGGGCAUUGUUUGAACCUUUUCAUCGAUUUGUGGAAAUUAAUGAAAUGACCAACGAUGCCGAACGUGUGGCUGCAUUGAAAAAGGUCAUCGAUGAAAUGCAUCCAAUUUAUAGAAAUGUUAUUAGAGAUUUUUUCUAUUUCCUUGUUCAAAUUCUUCUUUACAAGGAAGAGAAUCGUUUAAGUGUCAAAUCAUUAUCUGUAGUUUUAGGUCCUGCUCUUCUUCGUGGUAAAUUAAAGGAUGAUGACGAAGCUGCCAAGGCCGUUGAUAUUAAUAAUAGCAAGAAGAAUGCACCAGUGAAUGCAACCAUCCUCAUUUCCACACGUCAAUUAUCACAAAAGAUGGUUGAAUUUUAUAUUCACACUGUUGGACAAGUCAUUGAAAGUUAUAACUCUAUAUUUGACGAAGAGGAAUUGACUGACUUGCACAAAUUGCAUCACAAGAAACCUAAAAAAUCAGACUCUUCAUCCAGUUCCAACACAAACAAGACAUUGGAUGCAUUCAUUCAAAAAUUGCAAGAACACAAACAACGUGCAGGAAACUCGAUGAGUGCUGUGAAACGUCACGGAGAGUCCACAACCUCAACAACUGAUAUACUCUCCAGCACACCGAGAGAACCAAAAAAACCAACCACAAAGAACGAUGAAGAAUGGGAAAAUAUUCAAAAAUCUUGGAUGCAAUUUGUUGAGAGUUGGAAAAAGAAGUACAGUGACGAACAAAAAGCUCACGAAGAGACUGCAGAAAAUAUAAAAAUUACAAAACAAGAGAUUGAAUUUGAGAGAAAGCAAAUGAAGGAAGAACUGAACAAGAUGAGAGAUCAACUCGAUGAAAAGAAACGUUUCAUUCAACAAAAAAGAUCCGAAUGGGAACUUCAAAAAGAACAAAUUCAACUCAAUUGGGAAAAUGAAAAGGUAGAUCUCGAGAAGGAAAAAACACUUCGAUCCAAAGAAAUACAAGAAAUCAGAGAGCAAUUCAAGCAAACACUUGAAUAUUAUAAUAUCAAAGAUUUCCAAAUUGAUUCCAUUAUGGGUGAUGAAGAUGACGAUGCAGUCACAAGAGCAGUCAUCAAUGCCCAAGCCGAAAACACCAGCGGUGACUCUUCCGCCACAGGUGAGACACUCACGACUAGUCCAGCAACCACCAAUAGAAGUGCUUCUCGUUCAGUGAUUGGACAGAAAAUUUCUGUCGAUUCUCGUUUCAAAAAGAAACUCUCUGACGCUUCCUCUUCUGAUCAGAAAAAGAAUCACAAACAACAUGGUGACGACGAAGAUUCUGAAGACUCUGAAGAUAGUGAGGACGAUACUGCCACAACCAACACCACAACAACAACAACUGCUGGUAAAAGAUCAAGCAAUGCUCUCUUCACCGAUUUAGAAGACAAGACUCCACAAUCCUCUUUCGGUGCUUCUCCCUCUAAAAACAUCUUUCUUCCAAAAGAUAAAACAAAUGCAAGUUCUGAAGAGGACGACGAUGAUCCAGCUCACACCAAACGUUGUGCAGCUUGUAAAAAGAAAAUUACUGGAGAAUAUAUGGAAACAUCAGAUGGCUACUAUCACAAACCAUGUUUUACUUGCUGCAAUUGCUCUAAAGAAAUUGUAGGACCUUUUGCGACAGUGGCAGGAAAAUUCUGGUGUGCCACUUGUAUUCAAAAUAAGAACAAACAUGUCAAGUAUCAAACAAAGGAUGAAAAUGCAGAAAAGAAAUCCAAACCUGCUGCUGCCAGUAGUGGAGAUUUGGAAUGUUCUGCUUGUAAGGAAAAAAUUGUCAAUAAGGCAGAUAUGGUGAAGGCACUUGGAAAGUGUUUCCAUAAACAAUGCUUCUUGUGUCAGAGAUGUGGCAAUGAAUUUGAGAAUAUGAAAUUCUAUGAUUUGAUGGGUGAUCCAGUGUGUGCAAAUUGUAAGCGAAAAUCCAUCAAAUCAAAAGUUGUGAAAUAA